UCGCUCCAUGUUCGCCAUGGAUUACUCCUACCUCAACUCCUACGAUUCCUGCGUCGCGGCCAUGGAAGCUUCAGCCUACGAAUUCAGUCCUUGCAGUCAACCCGGCGGUUUCCAAUACAGCCCAAUGCGGGGAGGUUUCGGGGCCGCCCCCCCCUGCCCUCCUCUCUCUACGGCCAACUGCGCUCUGGGGGCUCUGCGCGACCACCAACCCUCGCCCUACUCCGCCGGUAACGGCUCGACCCCUCCCCAAAAUCCCCUCCCCGCAUCUCGUUCCGUCGGGGCCGUCGACGAAAAGCCGUGCGGGAAUCCCUUCUCGAGAGCCGAGGGAAGGAACGGCCAACGAACGGAGCGCAACGGGAGCGGCGGGGGGUUCGGAGCCGAGCCCGGGGCCGUUCGUGCCGUUCCCGUUCCCGUUCCCGUUCCCGUCCCGUUGCGCUCCGUGCGCCGUAAAACUCCGCCGUCCCGAGCGCCGCGUUCCGACCCGCAGCGGAGCUUUGCGGCGAUCCCGGUGUUUUCCCACCCCCCCGUUCCGUCCGUUUCGUCCCUCCGUCCGUCCUCCGGCCGCUCCGUUCCGUCCCGACCCGCUGCUGAGUUUUCCCCCUCGCUCCGUUCGGUUCCAUCCGUUGCGCUUCUCGUUGCGCUCUUCCGUCCCGCCGCGUCCAAACGGUUUCCGUUCCCCCGGCCGUUCCGUUUCGAUGUUUCCCAUCCCGUUCCGAAUCCCGACUCGAUCCGGAACGGUUCCUUCAGUCCGGUUCGUCCCGGAGCUUCCCCGAACCGGAGCUCGAUGUGCCGCGCAUCUCCGCGUCGUCCGUCCGUCCCGCUGCAUCCCGACCUCCUGCAAUCCCCAAAUCCCGCAUCCCGACCUCCUGCAUCCCGAUCUCCUGCAUCCCAUCCCGCUGCAAUCCCCAAAUCCUUCAUCCCGACCUCCUGCAUCCCAUCCCGACCUCCUGCAUCCCGACCCCCUGCAUCCCGACCUCCUGCAAUCCCCAAAUCCUUCAUCCCGACCUCCUGCAUCCCGACCCCCUGCAUCCCGACCUCCUGCAAUCCCCAAAUCCCGCAUCCCGACCUCCUGCAUCCCAACCUCCUGCAUCCCAUCCUGCUGCAUCCCGACCUCCUGCAUCCCGACCCGCUGCAUUCCAACCUCCUGCAUCCCCAAAUCCUGCAUCUCAUCCUGCUGCAUCCUGACCCCCUGCAUCCCGACCACCUGCAUCCCAACCUCCUGCAUCCCCAAAUCCUGCAUCUCAUCCUGCUGCAUCCCGACCCCCUGCAUCCCAACCCGCUGCAUCCACCCCUUCCCCAUGCAUCCAUUCCUGCCCCAC
Messenger RNA from Meleagris gallopavo (turkey), 1319 nucleotides. The record is from RefSeq and is a predicted model, not a curated record. NCBI's taxonomy places the organism in Eukaryota, Metazoa, Chordata, Aves, Galliformes, Phasianidae.